Myxocyprinus asiaticus (Chinese sucker) is the source of this 7292-nucleotide messenger RNA. Its product is annotated as rho GTPase-activating protein 39-like. Gene Ontology annotation, molecular function: GTPase activator activity; protein binding. Gene Ontology annotation, cellular component: cytoskeleton; cytoplasm. NCBI's taxonomy places the organism in Eukaryota, Metazoa, Chordata, Actinopteri, Cypriniformes, Catostomidae. The coding region runs from base 49 to 2961 and encodes 970 amino acids. Gene Ontology annotation, biological process: signal transduction. The transcript is spliced from 10 exons. The record is from RefSeq and is a predicted model, not a curated record.
UCGCUUUCACUGCGGCGGCGGCGGCGACAGCCUCUAUCACCAUGACUGAUGUCCUGUGGAUUACUUUCACUGCGUUUUAAAACGGGACUGCGUUUAAAAGAGGGAACCAUGGCUGAGAGGUUGGAAUGGGUGGAAAUUAUCGAGCCACGCACUCGAGAGCGCAUGUACGCCAACCUGCUGACGGGCGAGUGUGUUUGGGACGCCCCGACGGGUGUACAAAUCAAGCGCAGUGGGCAAGAUCAGUGGUGGGAGCUCUUCGACUCCAAAACGUCCCGAUUCUACUACUACAACGCUUCUACCCAGUGCACGGUUUGGCACCGCCCGCACAGCUCUGACAUCAUCCCCCUCGCCAAGCUCCAAACGCUGAAACAGAACACGAACGCGGCUCCACCCGCUGCUACGACGACCAGUGCCUCAGCUGACAGCAGCCCCGCCCGAAGCGCCGUCAGCACGACAUCAUCGCAAGAGCAGGAGGAGAAAACGUCAGCCAGCGAGGAGGGAGAGAGGUUCAGAUGGGGUACUGGGGCCAGAGAGAGGAUGCUCAUCAAGGUGUCGGAUCGAGAACCCAGUUUUCUGUCACAGGGAAACGGAUAUUCAAGUUCGUCUCCACGCUCCAGACGAUCAUCCAGCAAUGCCCCUUCAGACCCCGAAGCCACGCCCCAUUCCCUGUCUGAACGUGGCCAAACGCAAUCUCCGUUCCUGAAGAGAGCGGAGCUGGGCGGCACUCAGCGUCGUUGCUCAGGCGACUCCCAGCCAUCGUCCCCUCGUUAUGCUUAUGAACCUCCCCUCUACGAGGAACCGCCCUCGGAAUACCAGUCCCCGCCUAUAUAUGAGGAACCACCUGACAUGCAUUGCGAUCCGGACUUUUAUGGUUCUGAUAGGUCACCGGCACGCAAACCAGGCCUCUACCACUCGCCCAAGCAAAACCCGUCUCCGUACGGUCAACUAGUGUUGACGAGACAGCGGAGCUCCACACCCGAAAAGACAUCCAACCAAGGAGAUCGAGACUAUAGCUCCAGUGGGCGGGACUAUAGCUCUGCUGGGAGGGACUACAGCUCCGCCGUGAGGGACUGCAGCUCUGGUGGGCGGGAUUAUAACUCCAGUGGGCGGGAGUAUAGCGUGGCAGGGCGGGAAUAUGUUAAGCAGCUAGUUUACGUUGAGCAGUCAGGCUCCUCCCCUCGGUUUAGGACGACAGAGCGUCUAAUGAGCUACGGGAAUAGUUCAAAUAGUUUGUCAGCCGGAUUGUCAUACGGUGGCUCCUUUACGCUACAGCACAGUCACGAUGUCAAUGGCGGCAAUCGAAAACGUAAGAAUCGUAAGCCAUCUCUUCCGGGAGGGGAGGGGGAAAGCUUGGGAGCGGGUCUCGGGGCGAUGAUCACUCAAGCUCGAUUGGCUUGGGAGGCCCAGCAGAUGUUACAUCAGCGAGGGGGUGUGUCCUCCGACCAGGGAGGGAAGGAUGGGUACGAAAGCGAUGGGGCCACGCCCCUGCCUCUGCCUGGGCCGGUGAUGCGGGCAUUCAGCGAAGACGAAGCCCUUGCGCAACAGGAUGGGCACUGGAAGCGUGCAACCUUGGACAGAUUGGCGUUUCCUCAAACGCUGUUAGAAAAGAGUUUAUCUGUGCAAACCAACCUGGCAUCACCGGAACCCUACCUUCACCCAUCGCAGUCGGAAGAUCUCGGAGCGUGUUCUCAGUUUGAGGCAAGUCGGAAUGCCCGGAAUAUGAUGCCCAGCGCGAGCUGUGGCAUUUUCCCAGAAUUCACGCUUCGCAAACCAUCCUCAGAAACUGACAUCGAGAACUGGGCGUCCAAACACUUCAACAGGCACACACAGGGUCUGUUUAGGAGGAAGGUCUCCAUUGCUAACAUGCUAGCAUGGAGCAGCGAGCCCAUCAAGAAACCAAUGAUCGUAACGACCGACCGGACCGUCAAACGUGAAGCUGUGGACCUCUUUAAACUCAUCCAGACGUACAUGGGGGACCGGCGAGGGAAAGGUGACCCGCUGGCGGUGGCUCUGGAGGUGGCCGUGAGGGGCUGGAGCUGUCAGGGACUGAGAGAUGAGCUCUACAUCCAGCUGUGCCGACAGACCACUGAGAACUUCCGUUACGACAGUCUCCAAAGGGGCUGGGAGCUCAUGGCCAUCUGUCUGGCUUUCUUCCCACCCACCCCUCGAUUCCACAGCUACCUGGAGGGCUACAUCUACAGACACAUGGACCCGCUGAAUGACACCAAGGGAGUAGCGAUAAGCAGCUAUGCAAAAUACUGUUACCGUAAACUCCAGAAGGCUGCGCUUACAGGAGCUAAGAAGGGUUUGAACAAGCCCUCGAUAGAAGAGAUCGCCCAUGCUCGCAACGCCAUCUUCAGGCCCUCCAUGUUCGGUUCGUCUCUGGAGGAAGUGAUGUCGAUGCAGAAGGAACGUUACCCUGAUCGACAGUUGCCAUGGGUACAGACCCGCCUCUCAGAGGAAGUGCUGGGCUUGAACGGAGAUCAGAUGGAAGGCAUCUUCAGGGUUCCAGGUGAUAUUGAUGAAGUAAACGCACUGAAGUUACAGGUGGACCAGUGGAAGAUACCGACAGGCCUGGAAGACCCACAUAUUCCAGCAUCUCUGUUGAAGCUGUGGUACAGGGAGCUGGAGGAGCCCGUGAUUCCCCAUGAAUAUUAUGAACAGUGUAUCAUGAACUAUGACAGUCCUGCAGCUGCUGUUAACGUCGUACUCAGUCUCCCUCACAUCAACAAACUGGUGCUCUGCUACCUCAUCCGAUUCCUACAGGUUUUCGCUCAAGCCGCCAGCGUGUCUAUGACUAAGAUGGAUGUGAGUAAUCUGGCGAUGGUGAUGGCGCCCAACUGCCUGCGCUGUCAAUCCGAUGACCCGCGCGUCAUCUUCGAGAACACACGCAAAGAAAUGAGCUUCAUCCGUGUAUUAAUCCAGCACCUCGAUACCAGCUUCAUGGACGGAGUGCUAUAGCGAACAAACACACACACAUUCAGACACUUUCUUACACACAUUAAUAUUCACACCUUAACAUUUGCACACGGUGGAAAAAAAACCGUUCGCCCACACAUGAAUCACCCAGCAAGCAACCUCGUUGAGCUCCCAUAGUUUACACUCUUCCUGUAUUGAACACUAAACAUCAUACACACUGCAGAAAAUAUUUUUCCUAAUCAGUAUAUUCGUCUUGUUUUCCAGUAUACAAGAUACAUAUAUUUGAGAAGCAAAACUGUAUACGUUUUUUUUUAUAAAGAAUACAUCUUGAAUUAAGGUUUCUGUUGAAGCAAAUAGUUUUUUUCUUGUUUUAAAGCUGAAAAAAAUUCCCUCAUAUUCCAUUGGUUGUACAAACAGAUAGUCCCGCCCCCCCAACUCACGCCACUGGUCGAGUCAGUGUUGUUGUGUGGGGUUGGACAGGUCGUUCAAAACAAACAGACGAAUAUUUAUAACACCACUGAGACACAGUGCUUACCAAUUUCGAGAAAAUUAACCUACAAAUGGCUUACUUUUAGUUGUCUUUGCAUAAUAAGAGAAGACAUUUCAACACCGAAAAAGUUACACACUUCAGCUUAAACCGUAAAACUCACAAAACUGUGUUAUGUUUAUGUUUAAAACGAGUAAAAAAAAAUAAUAAAAAAACACAAUUUGCCAUUUGGGAAAGAAAACUAAACUUAAUUCAAGAUUAAUUAGAGAUUAUUUUAAACAGUUUUGCUUCUAAAGUACAUUUACCUUGUUUUAAAAACCAAAUGAAAUCAUCGUUCGAGCAGUUUUCUUUCCUGUGUUGACGUAAUUUUCUAUUGAAUAGUUUAGGCGGGAUGUAUCAAAAGCCCCGCCCCUUUUCUCUAAAUAGCCAGUAGGCUUUCGUUUAGUCACAGCUAUGAACAUGAUUGCUGUUCGGCUGCAGGGGGAGGGGCAUUCUCAUUCUAGAGAGCAUUUGAUUGGACAAAAAUAUUUGCAGUGCAGGAUGAUGUCAUCAGUACUUCGGUCAAUUUUCUUGAAACAGAAACACUCAAUUUUAAAUGCGUAUAUCCGCUGGAAGUGAAUUGCGCUGACUUGCAGGUGUACAUUAGCAUAAAGAUGACCUGGAAAAUGACAGAAAUACUGAUUCAGAAAAUAUUUUUUUUGCAGUGCAUGCACACUGACAUCAAUAUUCCCAAACCCACCAAAACUUCUAGGUCAACAAAUCUUCAAUCCCCUUUGAUUUUUGAAUGUUUCUGAGUGGAUAAACAAUCCGUCAUUACAUGAUAGUGACUGUCCUACUUUGAUUUUUUAGCGUGCAUGUAUGUAUUGAAUGUGUCCAUUUCUGUUCUGUUUUUUAACUUGACUGGCUUGUAGAACAGUCUGUCUGAUUUUACUGUAUAUGAUUAAUUUAUUUGUUAUUUAUUUGAAUAAGGGUUUUUAAGUAUUGUAAUGCCUUUUGAAAUAGAAAACGCCAAUCUUAUGUCAUAUGCAUUUAUCUGUGUGUGUUUGUGUGAGAGAAUGUAUGUCUGUGUGUAACCGGUCCUGCUCAGCCUGCUCCGAGCGGGAUUCGAACCGGGGUCUCCAGCAUGGGAGGCGGGAGCGCAAAUGAUGAGGCUAAAGGCUACACCCUCUAGCAUCAGUCGCUAGUGCACCUCAUGGGGCCAGGGGAGUGAGGUUUACACACUGCACAGCUACCUACCAGCUGGCUACCGUUACGUGUGUGUGUGUGUGUGUGUGUGUGUGUGUGUGUGUGUGUGUGUGUGUGUGUGUGUGUGUGUGUGUGUGAGUGUGUGUUCACUUAUCACCUGUCACAUUCACUGCUAAUUGUUUAUAAACUAUUGUGUAUGUCUCACUGAAACAAUACACACUAUACAAAUGCCCUCCAUAGUAAACUACCUACAUUAAAGCUGAAGUGUGUAAUUUCUGGAUGAGUUCCACAGAGUCACAGUCAUACGUUUUUAGAUAAACUCAACCUACAAAUGAUUUACAUAAAACUGACUCAUAUUAAAGGUGCUGCAAGCGAUUUCAUCUGUUCUGCUUCCACGAGACUGAGCCGUUGGAUUAGCCACGCCCACUUUUUCCAACAUCCCGCACUACAAAGAUAACAAAUGAUCUUUAUUGAGACCAACACAUGAAGAAAUGAUUGUCAAAACAACAGCAGCAAAACAGCGCCCUCAACUGACGACUGUUAUGAACAACAUGGCUUAAAAAUGGCAUUAAGCCUCAAUAAUUCGCUGCAACAUACAAAAUGAUUGACAGGUCGAACGCAUCAUUGUCUGCGGCCCCUGGACACAUAUUUAUUUGCAGUUUACAGAGUCUAGAGCUGUCACAGAGUCCAGUGAGAUAUCUUACAACACUUAUUUUAGUAAUAUCUCUCAGGGAGUAGGAAAAUGUUUUUGCGUACCUUUCCAUAAAAAAAUCGCUUACAGCACCUUUAAGCUUUUAACACUAAAAAAAUUACACACUUCAGCUCGAAAUGCUCAUACUGUACACACAAGCCCCAAAUUACAAGCAUGCAAAAAAAACCCAUUCACAUGCACACACACUGAUUUGGGUUGGUGCUUGUAAUGAUCUUUACCACACUGCCAAACACAGAAUAUUGAUACUCUGUGCCCAUUCCUGCCUUUAAGAGAGAGAGAGAUUUACAGAGUAAAAGGGGUGGAUCUCACAAGGAAUGUGUCCAGGUCAUAUUUCACCCCAAAAACAAAAGAAAAAUAAGAAAUUAUAUUUUGCAUAAAGUAAAUGAAGGCUAUUUAUAUGAUUAUUAGGAUUUUUUCCAUAUUAUGAUAAUGCGAGUUUGGGGUUGCAGUGUUUUUAAUUGUCAUAAAAAUAAUACAUAAUGCUUUUUUUUUUUAUUUUUUAUUAAUGGUCCAAAAACAGGCUUUAUUUUCUUUAUGCAAAUAUAUAGUUUCUUAUCACGCAGCUCGCUGGAACACUCGAUUCUGAUUGGUAAAUCACGCUAUCCACUGGUCAACCAGGUAUUGCGAGUCAUCUUUCCUACUUCUUGUUUCAUUCUGUGAUCUCUACAAGCCAAUAAAAUUAUUUUAACUCAAAUCGAUAUUUCAUGUUCAUUUAUUUAUUUAGCAUGUAGUCAUGUAUUAAGUGGGAUAAAGAGCAAUUAGACAGCCAUUUUCGCAAAAUAAACAUCAACAGGUUCAUCAAAACUCUGAUGCGAGCCUCGGUUAGAGACUCCGCGAUCUCUUUCUGCUUGCAUAUUAACUUGGGCCUAAUUUCAAUGCAAAUCAAUAUAUCAUGUCUAUACGUUUAUUUAUCUGGUAUGUAGCUGUGUAAUAAGCAGUGUUGGGUGUAAUGCAUUACUAAGUAAUUAAUUACUGUAAAAGUAAAGUAAGGGAUUACUCUUAAUUUUUCAGUAAUUACAGUUACUUCUAAUGUAAUUGUGUUAAAUACUGUAAAGAUUAUAGAACAAUUCUAUAUAAAACAAUAGUGGAUUUAUAAUCGUCUAAUGUUUAAAUAUAUGUUUUCUAAUUUAACUCCGCCCCUUUAAAUUCUUUGGCCAGUUCAUGAAUAAUUAAUAAUGUGAUUUAUUUGAAAGAAUUAAAAGAACAGUUUCAUGUCUAUCCUUGUAUUUUUCAUCUGGUCGAGGUUGAUCAGGGUUUUAGAAAGUAAUUACUAAUAAGUAAUGCAGAGUAAUUAGUACAGUAAUCUAAUUACACUGUAGAAGAUGUAAUUAGUAGUUAGUAAUUAAUUACUUUUUUUAGAGUAACUUACCCAACCUAGCGGAGCAAUAAUGACCUAAUGUUUUGAUUUUGGAGUGAAAUAUGACCUGGACAUGUUCUUAACAUGUUUUGUGAGAUUUACUCAAAUAUAUUUAUUGGUUUGGCUUGUUCACCUCCGCACACACCGAUCUGCCAUGAUCACCAUAUCCACGUCCUAAUAUGUACAGAACAAUGUGUAAAAAAAUACAAGUAAAAAAAGCUAAAACAAAAUAACAGAAUAUAUGAGAUUUUAAUAUCCACAGAUGUUUGGAGACAUUUAGGUUCAGAUCUCAAAAGUCAGCCAUUAGCAUAAAAUUAGAGUUUUAAAGAAAUAUGACUAUGGGUCUGAUGGAAACAUAAAAGAGUGAAAAAAGUCUUAAGAAGUUUGUGAGCCACUGUGACCAACGUCCUGAGACAAGCAUACACACACACACAUACACACACAACAACAAGCAGGAUUCUGGGUAAAUGUGAUGUACUGCAGGGGUGUUUCUCUGCUGUGCUUUUGUCACAGGUUUACUCUCAUGGUCUUACCGUAUUUAUUGAGACGUCAAUAAACCAUCUCCCUUUUGUUCUGAGGUCAAAGGUUACUCUGGACGUUAUGGUCGAAAUGAACAUUGUUUAUUAAACAGU